CUCUAAAACCCUUGCCACCUAUUUUGCUCUCUCUAAUGGAGACUUAAGGGUGGUUUUUCUCUUUCUCGAAUGAAUAGCUAGGGUUUCUCUAUGUGCAAGGUAGGCGAGUUGAGAUUCUUGCGGUUGUCAUGGGAGGAUCUAGAGCUCAAGUCAACAAGGCCCACAAGUCCCGCUUCUCCUCCAAGUCUUCUCGGAACCUUCACAAAACCUCUUCCCAAGAUAAGAGCAGGAUUGCAAAAUCAGAGCGAAAUGUUACCAAGGGAGCUAGGGCUAGUCGACUUCAACAUAAUAAAAUGGUACGAGAGCAGAAGCGGGCUGCCCUCUUGAAAGAGAAAAGCGCAACGAGUGGUAACACUAGCCCUCCCCGCGUUAUUGUCCUUUUUGGGCUCUCUGCAUCUGUCAAUGUAGAUUCUCUUGCUGGGGAUCUUCUGUCAUUAUUAUCUCAAGAAGGUGCUGGAGCUGCAUCAUCAACAGUUGUUUCUUCUGAGUAUAAGCUGAGAACAACAGUUUUGAAAGCACCUCAUGGGGAUUUGCUAUCAUGUAUGGAAAUGGCUAAGGUAGCUGAUCUGAUUGCGUUUGUGGCCUCAGCAAGCUCUUCAUGUGAAGAAAGCAGUUCUUGCUAUAUUGAUUCAUUUGGAAAUCAGUGCCUCUCUGUGUUUAGAUCUCUUGGUUUUCCAAGCACCGUUGUGUUCAUUCGUGACUUGCCUUCUGAGCUGAAAAGGAGACAUGAUUCAAAGAAGAUGUGUAUGGCUAGUCUUGCUUCAGAGUUUCCUGAGGACUGUAAGUUCUACCCUGCAGAUACAAAGGAUGAGUUGCACAAGUUUAUGUGGCUUUUCAAGGAGCAGAGGCUGAUGGCCCCUCACUGGCGGAAUCAACGACCUUACAUCAUGGCUCAAAUGGUUGAUAUGGCGGUUGAUGAUUGCAAUAUGGAGAAAUGCACCCUUUUCAUCACGGGCUACCUGCGUGCUCAUAGCCUCUCUGUGAAUCAGCUGGUUCAUAUUUCUGGUGCGGGGGAUUACCAGUUGAGUAAAAUCGAAAUUCUUAAGGACCCAUUUCCUCUAAAUCGAAGAAAAGAUCGGGACAUCAUGGACUCAGACGAAGUGCAUGAUACAGAGGCAAUUCGCUCAUUGGCUUCUGAUCCCUUAAAGCAAGAGCCUUUACUUGUCGAAAAUGUUCCUGAUCCUCUUGCUGGAGAGCAGACAUGGCCAACAGAGGCUGAAAUGGCUGAGGCUGAUAGAAAUCAAAGACAAAAAAGGUUGAGAAAGAGGGCUCUUCCUCCAGGCACUUCAGAAUACCAGGCUGCUUGGAUUGUUGAUGAUUCAGAUGAAGAAGAUUCAUAUAGCAAUGAAGCCGAUGAUGGGAUGGUAUUGGAUGAAGAAGAGGGUGAUUUUCCCAAUCAAGAUGGCGCUAAGAAUUUAAACCUUGAUGAUGAUAGAUCCUUCUUGAACUUGAAGGACUCUGAUGAAGAAACUGAUGUUGAUUCAAUGAUGAUGGAUGGCGAGAACUUGACAAGAGAACAGAUAGAGGAUGAGAUUCAAAGGAUUAAAAAUGCACAUGCCGAAGAUGAGGAAUAUCCUGAUGAAGUGGAUACACCAUUAGAUAUUCCAGCUAGAAAACGCUUUGCAAAGUAUAGAGGCCUCAAGUCCUUUAGGACUUCUUCCUGGGACCCAAAAGAAUCUCUACCUCCAGAAUAUGCGAGAAUUUUUGCAUUUGAUAAUUUUGCAAGAACGCAAAGACAUGUUCUUGCUAAUGCUUUAGAUAUGGAGCAAGGGAAGAGGGAUGACUGUGUACCAGCUAGCUCAUAUGUAAGGCUGCAUAUAAAGGACAUACCAAAUGCUGUUGCUUGCAAAUUAUGCUUGCUAGGAAAGACAGUGCCUGUUGUAGCAAGUGGUCUCUUGCAGCAUGAGUCCAAGAUGUCUGUCCUCCACUUCAGCAUAAAGAAACAUGACACAUACAGUGCUCCUAUUAAAGCCAAAGAGGAACUCGUCUUCCAUGUUGGUUUUCGCCAAUUUGUUGCCAGGCCUAUAUUUUCUACUGACAACAUUAACUCAGACAAGCACAAGAUGGAACGUUUUCUUCAUGCAGGGCGUUUUUCGUUGGCAUCUAUUUAUGCCCCAAUUUCUUUUCCUUCUCUUCCCUUAAUAGUCCUGAAGAGCGCAGAAGCUGGUUCUGCACCUUCUGUUGCUGCUGUUGGUUCUCUGAGAAGCAUUGACCCAGACAGGAUAAUACUGAAGAAGAUUAUUUUAACUGGUUACCCACAAAGAGUAUCAAAAUUAAAAGCUACUGUAAGAUAUAUGUUUCAUCACCCAGAGGAUGUUAGAUGGUUCAAGCCUGUGGAAGUGUGGACCAAAUGUGGUCGUCGUGGACGUAUUAAAGAACCUGUCGGUACACAUGGGGCUAUGAAGUGUGUUUUCAAUGGCGGCCUUCAGCAACAUGACACGGUGUGCAUGAGCUUGUAUAAGCGUGCAUAUCCCAAGUGGCCGGACCGUUGCUUCCCAAUUCUUGAUGCUUGAUCAACCGUGGCUGUGGCUCAAAAUCCUGUAUGGUUGACGGCGGAAAGCCAAGCUGGUGAUGGGAAUGAAGCUCUGGUUCAGAUUGUCAAUACUAACUUGUGUCUUUAGGCAAGCUACAUGCUGUUGAGGACAUGUCACAUGUGGGGUUCUUUUUUUUUCAUCCGACUUUCUGUGUUAUUAUUUUUUUCUUUACCUUUAACAUAUAUUUUUUGAUAUCAUAUGGUAGUAGACAACUUAAAAUUUAUAGCGAAAAGGUUGCUUCU
Molecule: messenger RNA, 2776 nt
Organism: Juglans microcarpa x Juglans regia
Lineage: Eukaryota; Viridiplantae; Streptophyta; Magnoliopsida; Fagales; Juglandaceae
Product: pre-rRNA-processing protein TSR1 homolog
Exons: 21
Coding region: 129-2513 (794 amino acids)
Biological process (GO): ribosome biogenesis; endonucleolytic cleavage of tricistronic rRNA transcript (SSU-rRNA, 5.8S rRNA, LSU-rRNA); maturation of SSU-rRNA from tricistronic rRNA transcript (SSU-rRNA, 5.8S rRNA, LSU-rRNA)
Cellular component (GO): nucleus; preribosome, small subunit precursor
Molecular function (GO): U3 snoRNA binding; GTP binding; GTPase activity
Source: RefSeq, a predicted model, not a curated record